Drosophila yakuba is the source of this 901-nucleotide messenger RNA. RefSeq names its product HIG1 domain family member 1A, mitochondrial-like. Gene Ontology annotation, biological process: mitochondrial respirasome assembly. Lineage: Eukaryota; Metazoa; Arthropoda; Insecta; Diptera; Drosophilidae. The record is from RefSeq and is a predicted model, not a curated record. The transcript has a single exon. Gene Ontology annotation, cellular component: mitochondrion. The coding region runs from base 296 to 598 and encodes 100 amino acids.
AAGUCAAGAGUUUCACGAAGGCAGGCACAUGGUAACAUUCAAAAAUAGAGACGUUCAAAACAGGAAGGCCUUGCUCGCACAGCUGUACACUAUAUCUGCGUAUAUAUGUAUGCUUGUAUGUAUUCAUUAGAAAACUCACUUACUGUGUCUAUCUCUAUCUCGCUCACUGAUCGCCCCAAAGCAAGAUGGUAUAAAGGCAGCAAUCUCUCUCACUCGGAAUUCAGUUGGCAAUUAUUAGGCAAACUACAAAAAACGGGGAAGCGGAUUCCUAGACAAGAUUUCAUACCUGAUCAAAAUGAGUUCCAAUUCUCUCUUCGAAACCGAAGAAGAUGUCGCUCAGGCAAACAAAUUAUCCCGGAAGGUGAAGGAAUCGCCCUUUAUGCUGGUGGGUAUUGCCGGAUUUGUGGCCGCAGGUUUGGUUGGAGCCUACAAAUAUCGGAACCGAGGCACCAUGAGUACCAGCGUCUUUUUGAUGCAGCUGCGUGUGGCUGCCCAGGGAACAGUCGUCGGAUGUUUGACCGCCGGAUUGGCCUACACCAUGGCCAAGGAGUACCUGAUCCACGAGGAGCCGCAAAGCAUUACCAGGCCAGACGAAUAAAUAAAUAAAUAAGAGUAGUAUUAUGAGGUGUAAACCAAGUAAACUAUAAGUAUAUCUGUGGCAUUUCUCAGUGAACAAAUGGUAGAACAAAUUAGCCUAGAGUUUAAGAAAAGCUGCAAUGUAUUAGCCACCAGAUUAAUCUUAUUGUAAUUAGUUACCCAUAAAGAAUGUUUUUACCAAAGAACCUAACUUACAUUUUAUACCGUUGCAGUAAUAAUGUAUUAUAAAAAACUGAUUCAUACCGAACAAGAAAACUUUAUGAUCGAAACCAACGAUGUUGAUCAAAUAAAAACAGAAAUUUUA